CCUCCUUGCGCUCCGCGUUGUCGGACUGUCCGCAAUGACGACAACUUGAAACUAAAAUAAACAGGCGCACAUUCUUUUUUGUUUGUUAUUAUUGUUAUUAUUAUUUUUGUAUUAUUAUUUCAAAUAAUUUCUCAAUGAAAGAGGGUCGCUCUGGAUUCGAGCGCGCCCACGAGGAAUAACGAGGGGAAUUUCGUGGCGCUCACCCGCUCCGCAGAUUUUGACCAAAGUGUUCAAUUGCCGGCAAAGUGACCAUGUACGUGCACGGUUUGAUACGAGCUAGCCUUGGAUUUGUUGGCUUCUGCUUAGUCGCCUUUGUCCAACAGUCCGCAUCAGGAAGUAAAACCAGCCAAGAUGUGGACGAGUGCGCAGAGGCCCUUGACAAUUGCAGCAUCGAUGCCAUUUGCCAGAACACACUGAAAUCCUAUAAAUGUAUCUGCAAGUCUGGCUACAAAGGGGAUGGGAAGCAUUGUGAAGAUGUCGAUGAGUGUGCGACCGAAUACAACGGUGGCUGUGUCCAUGAGUGCAUCAACAUCCCAGGAAAUUACAGGUGCACAUGCUAUGAUGGCUUCCGCUUGGCACAUGAUGGGCACAAUUGUCUAGAUGUAGACGAGUGUUCAGAAGGGAACGGCGGAUGCCAGCAGAUCUGUGUCAACAUGAUGGGCAGCUACGAAUGUCGCUGCAGGGAAGGAUUCCUCCUGAGUGACAAUCAGCAUACCUGCAUCCAAAGGCCAAAAGUACGACCGGAAGGAACAAAGGACGGACCCAGCUGCAUGGACAAGAAUCAUGGCUGCGCACACAUCUGCAGGGAAACACAGAAGGGUGGCAUCUCCUGCGAAUGUCGACCUGGAUUCCAGCUCACCCGUAACACGAAGGAUUGCAAAUUGACAUGUAACUAUGGGAAUGGUGGUUGCCAGCACAUCUGUGAAGAAACGGACCAUGGCCCCAAGUGCUCGUGCCAUAUAAAGUUUGUCCUACACACUGAUGGGAAGACUUGUGUUGGCGUGGGUGUGCGUGUGCAUGCAGGGGAGAGGAGUGUCCAGUCCCAGGCAGCCCCACAGCUGUUCCCUAAUGAGACCUGUGCUGUCAACAAUGGUGGCUGUGAUAGCACAUGUCACGAUUCAGUGACGGGAGUUCGCUGCAGCUGUCCUGUUGGAUUCACGCUGCAGCCAGACCGCAAGACCUGCAAAGACAUUGAUGAGUGCCGUCUUAACAACGGGGGUUGUGACCACGUGUGUCGGAACACAGUAGGCAGCUUUGAGUGCAGCUGCAAGAAAGGCUACAAGCUGCUGACCAAUGAGCGGACAUGUCAAGACAUUGACGAGUGCUCCUUUGACCGGGCCUGUGACCAUUUCUGUGUCAACUCUGCUGGAAGUUUCCAGUGCCUUUGUCAUAAGGGCUAUGUCCUCUAUGGCCUGGCGCACUGCGGAGAUAUUGAUGAAUGCAGUAUAAACCGAGGAGGUUGUAAAUAUGGCUGCAUUAACACUCUGGGGAGUUAUGAGUGUACCUGCCCACCUGGAUACAAACUGCACUGGAACAGAAAGGACUGUAUUGAAUUGGUGAAAUGUCCUCCAGGCCUUGUCGCCCCUAAGGCUACUCUCACCUGUAGCAAAACGGGCAAGAAAGAGAGCUGCUCGCUCACUUGUGCCUCCAAGGCACACUACCUGGCAGAGUCUGACAACAGUUACUCGGUUAGCUGCGGCAUCCCUAUCGUCCGAGGGAAGACCCCCAUCAGGCUCAACUCCAGUAGCAGCCAAAGCUGCAUAGAGACUUUGGCGCCUCCAGUGAAGCAGACGGCAUCUUUCAAGAUUAAAAACGCCAAAUGCCACCUGCACCCUAAAUUGACUGGCAGGACAGAAGACCGGGGACGGACCCUUGGACCAGGUGGUGGUCAGCCCUGUAGUAACUGCUUAGUGACAUUUGUCAAUCUCAAAUGUGACUCAUCCAAGAAAGCAAAAGGGCGGCGUGCUCGCAACCCUACUAACAAAGAGGUAACUCGCAUUACUUUGGAGUUGGAAGCAGAAGUCAAAGCUGGAGACACGACAGGAAGUUGUAACCUCAGCUGCCUUAGACAACGUAUGGAGAAACAAGUAAAGACCUACAUCAAGGCUCUGAAGAAGUCCAUUAAUCAAGAACGCUUCCUGAUCCGAGUCGCUGGUUUGGAAUACGAGGUCGCCCAAAAACUUCCCCAGGCUGUGCCCAUUCAAGAGAACUGCAGUCCAGGCUCUGAAAAGGACAGUGGGCGAUGCGUCAGGUGUUUGCCAGGCUCAUACUACCACGGUGAGCAAGAGCGUUGUGUCCAGUGUCCGCCUGGAACUUUCCAAGAGAGGGAGGGGCAGCUGGCAUGCGACCUGUGUCCGGGCAGUGACGGGCACGGGCCUGUUGGAGCCCGAAACAUUUCAUCGUGCGCAGGUCAAUGUCCCACUGGGUUUUUCUCAGGCGACGGUUUCAAACCUUGCCAGCCGUGCCCACAGGGCACAUACCAACCUGAUUUGGGUCGGACAUUGUGCUUCCCUUGCGGGGGCGGACUGAGCACCAAGCGUGAGGGUGCCAGCUCCUUCCACGAUUGCGAGGUCAAAGUGCAGUGUUCCCCAGGUCAUUACUACAACACCACAGUGCACAGGUGUAUCCGCUGCCCAGUUGGAACCUAUCAGACAGAGUUUAGGCAGAACUACUGUAUUUCAUGCCCUGGAAAUACCACCACAGAUUUUGAUGGUGCCACUAGUGUCUCUCAGUGCAAGAACAGGCAUUGCGGCGGAGAAAUGGGUGAGUACAUGGGCUACAUCGAGUCCCCUAACUACCCUGGCAAUUACCCGGCAAAUGUGGAGUGCAUUUGGAACAUCAACCCGCCCAGCAAACGCAAGAUUCUCAUCGUGGUGCCGGAGAUCUUCCUGCCCUCAGAGGACGAAUGCGGAGAUGUUUUGGUGAUGAGGAAGAACUGGUCAGCUACAUCUAUCACCACCUAUGAAACAUGUCAGACGUAUGAGCGGCCCAUCGCAUUUACGGCGCGCUCCAGGCGCCUCUGGAUUAACUUCAAAUCCAAUGAGGCCAACAGUGCCAGGGGCUUUCAGAUUCCUUAUGUGACUUAUGAUGAGGACUAUGAACAGCUGGUUGAGGACAUUGUACGGGAUGGAAGACUUUACGCUUCUGAAAACCAUCAAGAAAUUCUCAAGGAUAAAAAACUGAUAAAGACUCUUUUUGAUGUUCUGGCUCACCCAAACAACUACUUCAAGUACACCACUAGGGAGUCCAACGAGAUGCUCCCCCGAUCCUUCAUUCGCCUCAUAAGUAGCAAAGUCUCUGCUUUUCUGCGACCAUACAAGUAAACCAUCAUCGUUAAUUAAGUAAACGCCCCCGUCCCCCUUACAGGCUACAUCCCGCAACUCAUAAAGGACUUUGACACACAAAAAUAUACACUUUUAUUUUAUUUUAUUUUUUUAAUCCUCUUUUGAUUUCCAUCGACAAACCUGCAAAAUACUGAAUAUUUGUUUAGCUGUUUGUCAGUUUUUAGUCCCAGGUCCACAGUCCGGAGCGUAAGCGUUUAGUGGGGAUGUAGAUUAUGUGAGUGGGUUUGGUUUCGAUUGUGUCGCGCAACGAGACCAUUAAAACGGAUAGAAACGGCUAUUUGAGACAGUAGGAGUGAUGUUGUGUUAGAGCUUGUUGUUGUAUUUGCUUAAAUGACUGGUGUGUAUUCCAGCUCUGACUGCGACUAUUAAGUAUGGAUGUUUGUAAGUGAUGUGCAAGUGUUGUAUAACCCUGGUUCCAUCGUAUGUGUGCGUGUACGGGCACUGUUCAGGAUGCUUGCUUGUGUACGCGUCCUCGAGGAGGAGCAAUUGCUAACUAAUUCGUGUCGCAGCUGUGUUCCAGCUCAUUUAAAGCCUUACUAUGUUUGAGCUCUUAGAGCAGUUUUACUGUUAAAACAGUUCAUCUGUGCUGUCUAGACUGCACCAGCCUUUUCCAACCCGCCCGACAUUUCUGUUGCUCUUUUUCUCCCUUUUAUUUUUUUGUUCCAUUUUUUUUCUCCAAGGCAACUUUAAAGCAAAUACAUAAAAAAGGUGGUGAAUUAUUCCAGGAACAUAGAGGACAUUUUUGAAAGAUGAAUAAGAAACUAAUAAGCGGGUAAGCCACAGGAAUGAGAUGAUGUGGAAUGUGUCUGGGUGAGGGAUCGAGAGUUGAAUGUCUUUGAGGACAUGACGUUUGCUGCUUCUUGUAAAAGGUCACUUUAAUUUUUCAAUCUCAUCUUGUCUUUCUCAUGUACUCUACUCAUAAUUAGUGUAAAAAGUUUGAAGUGAAAAGGAAGCAGAGAAUUUCAAGUACUUAAGUUUUGACAUCACGGCAGGUCGUUCGUUCUGCGUGUGGAGCAGGUCUAUCGUGUUUUGACCUGUAAAUGUUGAAAAUAAGGAAGACAAGGGUUGGAUUCGAUGAAACCGACUGCUAGAAUCACACUUGUACCUCCCCUCGAUGCCCCCCACUAAAUGUCGUGCUCGUAUCAAAUCCAAAGACAUCUAACUUCCCAUCUCAUGUUCGGUCUGCCCCAGUAAAGACAGCUCUUCCAAAGAGGGCCCAUUGUUUUGUGCACUAGAUCUAGAGCCCAUCCUUCUACCUUUUAUAGUCCAAUGAAGUGCAAUGAACAAAAAUACCAUACCUUGGAUUUGGUUAUAGUGACCCAAAAUGAUCUUUUGGAAAGCAACACUGUCGACCCCGUGUGUGACAUGUUGUGAGCAUAACUUUUGUGUCUUUUACAAAGAGAGUCAAAGAUUUCAUUAAAUAUAACAGUUUUCAAAAAUAUUGUGAUAUAAAAAAAAUGACAGCAACAGGGUAUAAUAAUUUAACUUUUUAAAAAAAGAACAUUUCUAGCGAAAGGAGAUGAUCUAUUGUUGAGGGAAAAGGCUUAUAUCAAAAUGUUGAUAAGCCAAGUGUCCCCUAUGGCUAGCACUUGGCUAGCUUGUCAAGACUGGAAAUUGUCUUCUAAACAGUUGGUCUGGUUUAGAAAAACGCAGAGCCCUAUUUUCGUAGACUGGGGUCUAAAACGAGUAUUUUUGUGCCAGAACAGUGAGUGCGAAGAUUUUUUGGAAUUUCGUAAGCCAGUCUGUGUCAAGGAAGGUGUAACAAAGCAAGGGUGUGUUCUUGCGGGAACGUCCGGUGGAUGUGACAAUUUUGUGGGCGAAAGGUGCACUUUUAGUGUGCUGCCAAAGAAGGAGGCUAAGUUUCAGCGCAAGGCAGAUUCAUAACUCUGCUGACAUGUGAACUGAAUGUCAGCGUUUUGCAAUGGUUACGACGUGAAUAGCGUGCAUCGAACCCUGACAAAUUAAAGUGUGAAUCGAUUAAUUUAAUGAUGUCCUUGAUGUUGUAUGAUUGUUAUAAUCUUUAAUGCAUUUCUAAAAUCAACCUGCUAGCUAGCACUGCGCAGAUCUCUCCGGCCGAAUUAACGUAAUCUGCCAGGAAGGUCUGCUCGUGCUUCCCCUUACAUCAACAGGUGUCAACCUUCGACUGAGUAAACUGUUGUCAGGUAGAUCAGCACCAACAAAUGCACUGGGAUUUAAAGGGAUUGUAAAUAUACCUGCUGGUUGUUGCAAAAAUGUUGAGUUGUGCACGCCUUUAAGCAAUUCAUCUAGCCCACUGCGCACAAAAUGACCAAAAACUGGUCUAAAACACAACUUCGCUUGACACAAACUCGUGUUAGUCUAGAUUUAAACAGCGUACGAAAACAGGGCUCACAAUGUUAAUUGUAGGGAAUUCAUUUGGCCGGGAGGCCCUUUAGAAAUUGAUCAAAUGUAUUUCAUCAAUAAUCAAAAGUCAUUUCGGAAAGGAAAUACAGGUAGUCCCUGGGUUACGAACGAGUUGCGCUCCUACGCUGACGGCGUAGCCCGAAUUGACUCUUUAAGCACUCCUAAACACCCCCUAAAUCUCAAAAUAACGAUCCAAAAACAUGUAUUAUACGAAAUUGUACUGUCCUUGCCAAGACGUUGGAGCUAAGUCCUACCUAGACAGCACGCUAAGCUGCGAAAUGAUGAUGUCAGACGUCCAUGUGGUUUGCUGACUUAAUUCAGCUGCUCAUGACAUCAACACUUGCAGAAUGAAACUAAAAUAAAAAUGAAACUAAAUCAGUUUCAUCUUCUAGCUGCUAGCUGAUACAGCAAUAGCAAUCCACACAAACGAUUAGCAUCAGAACAUCAUCAAAAACAAUCAUAUAAACUUGUAUUUGACCACGAUUGAAAACGCACAAUAAAUAGUACAAAAGGUGUUAUAUACAGGUGUUGCCUGUCUGGACGCUUCACAAGCAACAAAUGUGCGCGCGAGCUUCCAGCUGUCAUCUUUGCCUGCUCUCUCUCACUAAAGAAAACAAACAAAACAAAAAAAACACUGGAGACACAAUAGCGGACGAAACUAAAGCGUGGCGUCAAAAUCACUUCAGUCAGGUACGUCGCAACCCGGGGGACCACCUGUACAAGUCAGACUCUCUGAUGUUUGAUUCAAUUCCAAUUUAGAAAGGGUUUAAGUGUAGGAUUGUUAUAAAAUUCACCUACUGCUACCAAUAAUUUUAUUACAUAUUCAAAGUUGAUGUUGAUGCCAAACCAUGUCACAAAAUGUUUGAGAUUCUUACUGCAUUUCCAACUGUACCUAUAGAGUUAUUGUGAAAACAUGGCAAAAUGUCCCCUUCCCACCAUAAUCAGCUUCUUUCCUGCGACCUGACAGAUUUCCUUUUUUAUUUCUUGGUUGAGAUUGUUGCCUUUUAAAAGAGAGUUUGCUAUGAUGUAUCAUAGAGUUGAUCAUGAUAUUUGCACUUGAAUUGUUAUUGCUCAUGUAAAUGUCUGGAUUUUGUAUUGUCUUUUUAAAUGAAUGGAAUUGGUGUUCUUGUUUUCUUGUAACUUGUUUGUUCAUGAACACUCACUAGCAGUUUCGCCAAUUGAUGAUGAUACACAUGAUGCUAUUGACAGUAAAGAUGAAAAAACUAUGUAUAGAGGUGAACACAACAAGUUUGUACUCAUUCUUGCCCAAAAACACCUAUUGAAAUAAACAUUCUGUACGUCGGCUUCA
This is a messenger RNA of Corythoichthys intestinalis (scribbled pipefish), 7035 nucleotides long. RefSeq names its product signal peptide, CUB domain, EGF-like 3 (gene scube3). The record is from RefSeq and is a predicted model, not a curated record. NCBI's taxonomy places the organism in Eukaryota, Metazoa, Chordata, Actinopteri, Syngnathiformes, Syngnathidae. The transcript has 23 exons. Gene Ontology annotation, molecular function: calcium ion binding. Gene Ontology annotation, biological process: signal transduction. Bases 252 to 3323 code for a protein of 1023 amino acids. Gene Ontology annotation, cellular component: cell surface.